Molecule: messenger RNA, 3006 nt
Organism: Menidia menidia (Atlantic silverside)
Lineage: Eukaryota; Metazoa; Chordata; Actinopteri; Atheriniformes; Atherinopsidae
Source: the annotation of a GenBank genome assembly
AGAGGAGGCUUGCUUACGUACUUCCGUACAUGUGAUGAACUGUCAUGGAGGUCUACAUGCGCAUAUGUAAACCGUAACGGUGGGGACAGGUCCGCACUGUACAAUUCUUCGGGUUUCGUGUCGUUGCUCUGUAAAUAUGAGGUAUUUGCUCCGACUGAGCCGCUCUUUUGCUCGUCUCCAUGUCCGUCUGUGUCACGAGAGUGUUUACAGAAGACAUGCAAACCAACGAAGUGUGGGAGUGGACCUUGGAGAGAAGAAACUUGAAAUCUCCUCAGGGAAGUUUGCCAGAUUUGCUGAUGGAUCUGCUGUCGUACAGCUGGGAGAUACCUCUGUGAUGGUGACCGCUGUGAGCAAAACCAAACCCUCACCGUCUCAGUUCAUGCCACUCGUGGUGGACUACAAACAGAAAGCAGCGGCAGCGGGUCGCAUCCCCACCAACUAUCUGAGGCGAGAGCUGGGAACCACAGACAAUGAGAUCCUCACCAGCAGACUCAUUGGUGAGCCGAUAGCUGAGAUCCUUUGUAACCUGCUUGCAGUUGAUGGUGUCAAUGAUCCAGAUGUGCUGGCUAUUAAUGCAGGUGUGGUGACAUCUCAGACCCGCAUAUUUUCCACAGAACUCAUUAUUUUUCUCUCUGAAUACUUGGCUGAUGGACUUUUAUAUUUUGUUAAAGCCUCUGCUGCCCUGGCCCUGUCCGACAUUCCCUGGAAUGGACCCAUUGGUGCUGUGCGAGUGGGCAUGGUUAAUGGGGAGCUACUGGUCAACCCCACAAGGACAGAGAUGACCUCUAGCAGUUUGAACCUGAUCGUGGCCGGAGCUCCCAGCAGCCAAGUGGUGAUGAUCGAGGCCUCGGCGGAGAACAUACUGCAGCAGGAUUUCUGCCAUGCGGUGAAGGUGGGAGUGAAACACACCCAGCAAAUCAUCCUGGCCAUCCAGCAGCUGGCGCGGGAGCAGAAGAUUACCAAGCGGACGCCGGGCAGGAUAUUCUCCGCCCCGGCUAACAUGGUGCAACAUGUUCGGAAAUUUGCCUCUGAGAGGAUUUAUGCUGUUUUCACAGAUUUCACCCAUGAUAAGAUUUCAAGAGAUGAAUCAAUUAACAAAAUCCGACUUGAAACUGAGGAGGACCUAAAAGAGAAAUUCCCUCAGGCUGAACCCUUUGAAGUAAUCGAGUCCUUUAACACUGUGAGCAAAGAAGUCUUCCGUAAUUUAGUGCUCAAUGAGUACAGGAGGUGUGAUGGAAGGGAGCUGACUGCUUUAAGGAACAUAUCCUGCGGCGUCGACCUCUUUAGGCCGCUCCAUGGCUCAGCCCUGUUCCAGAGAGGACAAACACAGGUUCUGUGCAGUGUCACCUUUGAUUCUCUGGAGUCCAGCGUCAAAACAGACAUCAUCACCACAGCUUUGAGUGGCAUCAAAGACAAAAACUUCAUGCUUCAUUAUGAAUUCCCUCCAUAUGCAACCAAUGAGACUGGAAAGAUCGGAGGCCUCAACAGGAGAGAGUUGGGACACGGGGCUCUGGCUGAGAAGUCUCUGAGGCCAGUUGUUCCAAAAGACUUCCCUUUUACAAUCAGGGUAACAGCUGAGGUGCUGGAGUCAAACGGAUCCUCCUCCAUGGCUUCAGCCUGUGCAGGAAGCCUUGCUCUUAUGGAUGCAGGUGUGCCGAUCUCCUCAGCCGUGGCAGGUGUCGCUGUCGGCCUCAUCUCAAAGGCUAACCCAGAGAAACCUGCUGACAUAGAAGACUACAGAUUACUAACAGAUAUUCUGGGAAUAGAGGAUUAUCUCGGAGACAUGGACUUCAAGCUGGCAGGAACAAACAAAGGCAUCACUGCUUUGCAGGCUGAUGUUAAGAUCCCAGGUUUACCUCUGAAAGUGGUUAUGGAGGCUAUCCAGCAAGCCACAGUGGCAAAGAAGGAAAUCUUGGGCAUCAUGAACAAAUGCAUAGCAAAACCCAGAGAGGGCAGGAAAGAAAACGGGCCUGUUGUUGAAAACGUGCGGGUACCCGUGUCCAGAAGAGCUCGCUUUGUUGGGCCAGGAGGAUAUAACCUCCGUAAACUCCAAGCUCAGACAGGUGUGACGAUCAGUCAGGUGGACGAGGAGACCUUUUCUGUGUUCGCUCCGACUCCAGGAGCCAUGAAUGAGGCUCAACAGUUCAUCAGCGAGGUCUGCAAAGAUGAUCAAGAACAGCAGCUGGAAUUUGGUGCUAUCUACACUGCCACCAUCACAGAAAUAAGGGACAUUGGUGUGAUGGUGAAGCUUUAUCCAAACAUGAGCGCUGUCCUGCUACACAACUCACAGCUGGACCACAAACGGAUCAAGCAUCCCAGUGCUUUGGGUUUAGAGGUGGGCCAGGAGAUACAGGUGAAGUACUUUGGACGAGAUCCAACAGAUGGCAGAAUGAGGCUUUCGCGGAAAGUGCUGCAGUCACCUGCUGCAACAGUUGUAAAGACACUAAGUGACAAACAGAGCAUUUCCAUGGGUUCAAACGGCAGUCCCAAAACUGGCACUGAUACCUCAGCAGCAGGAUAACUUCUGACUUACAUGCCAAAGUGGAUUUGGGAAAUCCAUCGGAACUAGGAGUAUAAAAUGCAUUCAUAUGCUAAAAGAUUUUGUGAACAAAGGACACCGAGGAUAAAGGCACAGCCAGAUGAAGAAAGACGCUGACGUUGUGCAUCAGAGUGUGCAGGAACUGAGAGUCCAACUAUAUUGAUUAUAAAAAUAGCAACAAAUUCAAGUUUGAUUUUACAUGUUGUGUUUUCUACCUGGUUAAACCAUUCAACAGAUCAUCACAGCAAAACAUUGCCCCUCUUAUUCACACUUAACAAUUGUCGUACUUCUGCUUUGGCAAUUCCAUAUUGUAAUGGACUGUUGCAGUGAGGCUGAUAUGUUAUGAUCAAGGUACGGACAAAGUAAAUAGGGGGGUGCACACUGCAUGUGUUACAUGCUUGCCUUCUUUUUUGGUGGUAUUUAUAGUCUUUGUUAGUCAUUUUUAAAUAAAACAAAAAAAUACGAUC